This is a messenger RNA of Medioppia subpectinata, 1824 nucleotides long. Lineage: Eukaryota; Metazoa; Arthropoda; Arachnida; Sarcoptiformes; Oppiidae. The record is from the annotation of a GenBank genome assembly.
AUGCCUCAGAAUGUGGACAACGCGUACGGAUUGGAGACAAUCAAUGGUCGCGUGUAUUACGAGUGCUUUCUAUGCGAUAAAUUGGUGGUGAAGUGCGAGAAAGACAUUGUCCGACACGUGUUUCGGGACCACUUGCGGUCACAAUCCGUGACCACAACCCCUCCCACGACUCGCAGACAACCCGUGGCCACCGGUCGGGACAGUCACGCGUCCGGCCAUACCGUAAACAGUGGCCAGAAGUCGAGUUCUGAUAAACACAUACAACCCGUACCGAAACAGGCGGCCAAUGACAGCCACCAAUCCGCGGAUCAGCUCAACGAUCAUGACAAAUCCGUGGCCACAAUAUCGGAUCAGAACAGAGACAAUGCGAAUACACAGUCAAAGAGUUUGCGCACAAAUGAACGCCCGAUCGCUAGUCGAUCGCCGGCUCACACUUCUGGCCAGUCUUUGCUGAAACGUCGCCGCAAUGGCCGCAAACACGUCGUCCCCAACGACCAGAAGUUGAUCACUGAUUACUGGCCGGUGUCUAGACUGCAGGCAAAAGAACAGACAACUAAAGUCAAAACCAAUGGAUCUACUUAUCAAACAAGUGCUGAGCCAUUAUCGGCGCCGACCACUGACCAGUCCGAUGACCAGCCGAUGGACAAUGACUUUCAUGUGGACACAAAACGGUUCUCAUGUCUGGAGAAGGGCUGCGGAAAGACAUUUGGUUUUAUGCAAUCAUUAAUACAACACCGACUCAAACACAGCCAACGGGUGAACAAAACGGCCGCCAAUUUGACCACAAAAGCCAAUACAAUACCCAAAGCGACGGCCGGUUCUGUGCGUACGUCGAGAACCGACUACAGCGGCGGCUAUAAGUGGUACGACUCGUUCACUGGCGUCCAGAAAAUGGGCCACAAGUGGUAUAAAGUUCAUCGUCUGAACGACCGGUCAGUCAACGCCCAGAAGGAGUCACACCGACACGACCUUAACUACCGGGGCUUACAGUCGCUUAAGAAUCUUACCCAAUGGUACCGAUGCUACCCAUUGCGAGGCCAACGGUACUACCGGUGUCUCUACGAGACUGCCUGUACUUACGGGACAUACAAAUCGCAACAAAUGGCACAGCAUUUACACUGUCUACACAUCCAGACCCGACGGUUUCCGUGCCGUACGCCCGGAUGCGGUCACGUGUACCUAACGCCUCAAUCUCUGCGCCAACACGAGCGCAAUCAUCGGUGCGGUUUUGGCACCGGUAGGGGCGGCACACUGUCCGGUCCGUGCGGUAACCGAAACAUAUUUAAAUACCGGAUUGUGAUGAGAGGCCCGGACGGCCGCAUCAGUGCCUACGAGUGCGCCUUUUGUCACCGCCGUAUGCGUUACGAUAUGGCCAUCAAACGCCACAUCCAUAACCAACACCUGUGUCCGGAGCGCGUGCUUUGGGUCGAGUGUCCGCCACCGACCGGCGACACUGACUCUGGCGCUCAAACGAUUGCCGCCGCGUCUGGAGUCCAGACGUUUGCCGCCAACGAUGAUAGCGAUGGCGACGACAUACAGAUACUCGAUGAAAGUCUGACCACCGAUGGCCGCCGCGGCCGACUGCUGACCACCGCCAGCCCAGAGGUGAAACAGUGGCUCCGGGAGCGCAGUGUGAGCACCUGUACGACCGAACGGUACGCCCACUGUAUGCAAAAGUUGGAGCGAUUGGCGCGGAUUCGACCGCUUUUUGAACGCCGCUGUAUUGACGGCCUCUACCGCUAUGUAUGCAAAGAGUGUCACUUCGCGGCCAAUAAGAUGGACAACAUUUGCCUCCACUUACGACUUAAACAUUUUGUUAAUUAA